AUGCCCGAGGUCACCAACUUCCAGCCGGCCGAAAAGGACGGCAGCACAAACACGAGCAGCGACGGCAGCAACGCCGGCAACGUCCACUCCCAUCACCACCAUGACUACUCCCGCAUGACCUCCGGCUUGGCCCAGGCCGACGCCGGCACCCUUCACCCGGGUGUCUGGAGGCCGUACGAGCACCGCAAGCUCGCGAACCCGGCGCCCCUGGGCCUCUGCGCCUUCGCCCUCACCACCUUUGUCCUCUCCGCCGUCAACAUGCACGCCCGGGGCGUCUCGGCACCCAACAUCGCCGUGCCCCUGGCCUUUGCCUACGGCGGUCUCGCCCAGCUGCUCGCCGGCAUGUGGGAAAUGCUCUGCGGCAACACCUUUGGCGCCACCGCCUUCACGUCCUAUGGCUCCUUCUGGAUCGCCUACGGCAUCCUCCUCACCCCGAGCUGGGGCAUCACCGCCCCCGACGGACCGUACGAGGGAAACGUCUCCAGCGUCCUCGGCUUCUUCCUCAUGGGAUGGUUCAUCUUCACCACCCUCCUGCUGCUCUGCACCCUUCGCUCCACCGUGACCUUCUUCCUGCUCUUCCUGACUCUCGACCUCGCCUUCCUCUUCCUCGCCUGCGAGCAGUUCGCCAAUGACAUGGGCAACAAGGAGGCUGGCCUCGCCCUCCAGAAGACCGGCGGCCUCUUCGGUUUCCUCGCCGCCUUCCUAGCCUGGUACAAUGCCCUCGCCGGCAUCCAAGACAGCAGCAACUCUUUCUUCCAGGUCCCCGUCCUCCACUUCCCCUGGUCCGACAAGGGCAUGGAGCGCCGCAGCUUGAAGAACGAGCGCACGCAGGUAUGA
Molecule: messenger RNA, 837 nt
Organism: Drechmeria coniospora
Lineage: Eukaryota; Fungi; Ascomycota; Sordariomycetes; Hypocreales; Ophiocordycipitaceae
Product: GPR/FUN34 family protein
Exons: 3
Coding region: 1-837 (278 amino acids)
Cellular component (GO): plasma membrane
Molecular function (GO): acetate transmembrane transporter activity
Source: RefSeq, a predicted model, not a curated record